AUGGCUCAGCCAAAACUCUUGAUAGUAUUUGAUCUUAACGGGACAUUACUAGAACGACUUAGUUCAAAAGAGGUCAAGGAUAUUCGGUCCAAGUGUUCGUUCCUGCCUGAAAGUAGCAACUAUAAAUACCGUUCAAAGUGGUGUUUUCUUCGACCACACUUGAAUGAACUUAUACGGUUUGUGGUCCAACAGCCACAUAUUACUAUAGGUGUAUGGACAUCAGCUGAAGCUCCUAAUGCACAGCGGCUUACAGAAUUGACAUUUGGUCCUGCUUUCAAGCAUGUGUCGUUUGUGAUGGACCGAUCCUAUUGCGACCAUGCGCCUACAGGUGUAAAGUCGCAUAAUUUGCUCAAGGAUGUAUCCAAAAUCUGGAGUGAUGAAACUCUUAAUCCUAACGGUGUCUGGUCCAACGUAGAAAAACACAAUAUUGAUUGA
Messenger RNA from Batrachochytrium dendrobatidis JAM81, 435 nucleotides. RefSeq lists its product as uncharacterized. The transcript is spliced from 3 exons. Lineage: Eukaryota; Fungi; Chytridiomycota; Chytridiomycetes; Rhizophydiales. Bases 1 to 435 code for a protein of 144 amino acids. Gene Ontology annotation, molecular function: phosphoprotein phosphatase activity. The record is from RefSeq and is a predicted model, not a curated record.